UCACACUUAAUCGAAAUUGCGCGUUUUUUCGUUUACACUUAUUUUCGCAAAAUUUGCAUAUUAUUAUUAAAAUUUGGCUUUAAACAUUCCCAAUGGACUUCCUUCAAAGGGCCCAAGAUCUGCGAUUGUUCAACUUCACCGCCGAACAGAUAGGAGUGGAACACAAACACCUAGUGCGUUUCAUCAUAACGAAAGCCCUUGGAAUGGCCAUCAAAAAGAUCGAGACCCCGGCCACAUCGGCUUUGUUGGAGGCUCAGAAGAAGGAAGUGGUGGACCAGGUUCUGGAAUCCUGCCAGCGGGGCCUGAAGGCUCUGGUGGAUCUGGACAAGAAGGUGUUUCGCGUUCCGCCGAAUGUGCUCUUGGCACAGGAUUUGCAUUUGGAGAGUAAGUUCUCAAGCGAGAAUGAAGAGCAGAAGACGGCCCAGCUUGAGGAAAUGAAGGCGCGAUUUCGAGAGAACAUGGCUAUGCUGGCUCAACUGGAUGCCGAGGAGACCAAGUUUGCAGCAAUGGAGGAUGUCAUCCAAAAGGAAAUUCAAAUGCAAGAAAUAACCAAAGAAGUGUGCUCCUCCUUUAAUGUGAGCAAGCUUUCGCAGUUUUGCAACCAAAUAGCCAGCGAUCAACCAAGUGCCAGCAAGAUUUAAAUGGGAUUCUUGAAAGAGCUUAGAGUUUUAUUAUUGAUUGCAAGGUAUUUAUGUUUGAAAAUAUAUUCCAUAGAGUAUGGUGAAUAGGUUAAA
Drosophila serrata is the source of this 734-nucleotide messenger RNA. RefSeq names its product kinetochore protein mis12 (gene Mis12). The record is from RefSeq and is a predicted model, not a curated record. Lineage: Eukaryota; Metazoa; Arthropoda; Insecta; Diptera; Drosophilidae.